AUGAGUCACAGCAAGACAGGAGGGGGAGGGGACCUGGAAGAAAUCGAGUUGGAACGGACUUGCGAACUUUGGCUGCCCUCGGAGAUUACCUCUCAUUAUUUCCUGCAUAUGUGCGUGCUGCAGCCUCCGUUAGACUGGGAGCGCCAUGAAGGCAAGGAUGGAGGGGCGGGGAGGAGCAAGGUGCACCCGAAGGAAUCCGAGGAAGGCCUCGAGGCUCUGCCAGCUCGCGCUCAGAGCAGCCGGGAGUGGAGAGGGAGAAAGCACGUUAUUAACUACCAGUCGUUCCCCCAGACCCAUAAGCCGGCGCUAGCGGACACAAUGAAUAGGUUCAGCCUAGCGCGGUCCUCCCAGGGCCGAACCUCCUACCCUUCCCAAAAGAACGCCGUGGGCAGUGCGGAAAACCCCAUGAAUGGGUCCGACCCCUUCUUAAAUUUGUCUUUGGACAGCACUGACUCAGAUAUCAUGAAUGACCCCAAGUACGACAGCAGCUGGUUUUGGUUCGCUUCCUCACUGUGGGCCUCACAACGGACUGAGAAAACGCAGAGCCAUUUUGCGCUGCAUCCGCAAUCCAUCUGGAUGUCCAUGUGCCCUCUGUGCGCUGGCCAAGGGCCAGAGUGGGCUCGCGUGGUCCAGGAACCCCCGUACUCGAUCCAGAUCCAACCGUCUGACUACCCUCUGGGAAGGAAAGUCAUCCAACCCACCUUACCGUCAUGGCAGCCCAUGGACUGGGGCGACCCCUGGGCCCACCGACAGUCAUUUUACCACGGGUGGGUAAGAGGCCAGAGCCGGCAGGUAGGGGUGGAGGGAGGAGGGUGCAUGCAGCUCCGCCCUUUCCCCCCAGGGCUGCUGCUGCUUCUCUCCAACCCCUUCUCCUCCUGGCCGGCUUCACCCACAUCCAUCCCCCACCCCACCCCCGUCCCCCAGGACUCCAGGCCCCUUCUCCAAGCUCUUGCGCCAAGCAAAGGGCUCCCCGGGGAGCUGCAUGCGCCCUCCCUGCCACGAGUCCUUUCUUCAUCCACCCGCAGCUAUCGCAGCGGCAAGGGGAUCCCUUCCCGAAGGAGGGCAUUUGCGCAAGACCAGGAACUGCUGGCAGCCUCAGUGGGCAACUUGGACUGGCUUCAUCAUUGCCUGAAGCACCAAAAGGACAUCCGCACUGACCGCAGGGGCUUCACAGCUCUCCACCUGGCAGCUGAACGUGGCAACCUGGAGUGCGUCACGGUGCUCGUGGAACAGUACGAGUUCCCCCUGGUGAUGACCACCAUCAAGGGCUGGACUCCCCUUCACCUGGCCAUUAACAAGGACAAUCCAAGCGUGUCCCUUAAGUGUGUUCAGUACCUUAUCGAGAAGGGAGCCCCAGUCAAUGUCCGGAAUCGAAAUGGCAUUACCCCCCUGCACUUGGCAGCUGGGGAGGGCAUGUUGGAGUGCUUAAAGGUCUUGGUGAAAGCUGGAGCUGAUGUACACGCCCUUGACAACCAGAACCGGAAGGGCAUCGACUUGUGCAGGGCAUGGAACCACCGAGACUGUGCCCGGUUCUUGAAGGAUGCCAUGUGGAAACAGGACAAGAAAGACUUGGCUGAAGAGAUGGGUCAGCUGAACCAUCUUAAAAAGCGAUUGCUGGUCAUGCAGAAUAAAUACCUCCUUGAAAAGAAGAAAGAGAGGGAGGCCCAGAACCAAGCCGCCUUCACCAAAUGGCUCCAAACCAAGCCUCUCUCCAGGUUGCCCAAGAUUAAUACCGUCGAGUCCGCGCCGGUAGCCAAGGAAUCCGCCCCGGUUCCGAAGGAGCUUCCCCCGGUCACGAAGAAGCCUCCGCCGGUCACGAAGAAGCCUUCCCCGGUUCCGAAGGCGGCACCCCAGGCCAAGAAGUGCCCGCAGGUUACCAAGCCGCAGCCCCCGCCCAAGCCCCACCCGCCCCCCAAGCGGCUCUCCGUUUGGACUCCCCCCUCCCGGCGAAGAUUCCGCGCCUUGAGGAGAAUCAAGGCCCCUUCGGACAUAGUCUCCCCCUUAACCAUCCUUCCUUCUCUGAGCCCCCUCAUUCCGAGUCACCCGUCCGCUUCGAGGCCUGGCUCCCAGUUCAGCUCCCGGCCCCCAUCCAGCCCCCCGGCCCCGCCCGGCGCCCGCUCGCGUUCCAGCCUCUCGGCCCCGCUCGGCCCCGGCCCCGGCCCCGGCCCCGGCCCCGGCCCCGGCCUGCGGGCCCGCUUCCAUUCUCUGCCUAGCCCCUCGUCCCCUUCCUGCGUCCAGCCCUCUUUGGAGGGCCGCCUCCAAGGCUCCCCCCUGCUCCACUCCCUGUCCUGCUCCGCGCCAAUCUUCUGGCACCGCUCCAAGUCUUCCCUCCACCAGUCCCGUGCGUCCUUGCGCCAGCCGCCGGAGCAGAAGAUCUCCGACUCCUCCGAAACCUCGGCCGCCAGCCCUCCGCAGCACCCGGUGUCCCUCCUGGACAUCUACCUGGCGGACAUCCCCCUGAGGCCUCCCCCGGCGCGGCUGUCCUCGCAGUCCUUCCGCGCGGCCAAGUGGAACUCGAGCACCAAGCCCGAAGCGUGGCCCGUCACCCAGAUCGCCUUCCCGCAGGGCGUGCGCCUGGGCGUGCAGCCGGACCCGGUGCCCGAGCCCGACUUCUGCGGCUACCUCAAGUUCUCCCCCGACGGCGAGGGCGGCGUGCAUAUCCAAACUGCAGACGGCCAGUGGGUCUUCCCGGUGCCCCGCCUGCCCUUCAAGGUCCUGUUCCAAGAGCUGUGCCCGAGCCGGCGGCACCAGCGCCUGAAGGUGCCGGAGGGGCUGAGGCGCAUCGUCCUCCAGGACCUGCCCCGGAGGCGCUACCCCGGGGACCAGUGCUUCUGGACCGACUCCAUGGCCAUGAGCCUCCGGGACACCUUCGACCCAGCCUUCAUCUCCUUGGUGCGAAAGCACCAGGGGCUUCCUGCCCUCUCCCCCGCCUCCCCCAGCUCGUCGUCUUCCUCCUCCUCCCCCACCUCCUCAAUUGCUCUCAGACGGUGCUGGGCCCUCCUCUUCUAUUCCCUUAAUGACCCCUCCUCAUAA
Dromiciops gliroides (monito del monte) is the source of this 3033-nucleotide messenger RNA. It is a transcript of the gene ANKRD53, whose product is annotated as ankyrin repeat domain 53. Gene Ontology annotation, cellular component: spindle pole. Bases 1 to 3033 code for a protein of 1010 amino acids. Gene Ontology annotation, molecular function: protein binding. The record is from RefSeq and is a predicted model, not a curated record. Gene Ontology annotation, biological process: mitotic metaphase chromosome alignment; positive regulation of microtubule polymerization; regulation of mitotic spindle organization. NCBI's taxonomy places the organism in Eukaryota, Metazoa, Chordata, Mammalia, Microbiotheria, Microbiotheriidae. The transcript has 8 exons.